Glycine soja is the source of this 1484-nucleotide messenger RNA. Its product is annotated as translocase of chloroplast 34-like. Gene Ontology annotation, biological process: intracellular protein transport. Gene Ontology annotation, cellular component: chloroplast outer membrane. The transcript is spliced from 8 exons. The record is from RefSeq and is a predicted model, not a curated record. NCBI's taxonomy places the organism in Eukaryota, Viridiplantae, Streptophyta, Magnoliopsida, Fabales, Fabaceae. Gene Ontology annotation, molecular function: GTP binding; protein-transporting ATPase activity. The coding region runs from base 189 to 1130 and encodes 313 amino acids.
ACAAGCCAAUAGUCGAAGAUACGGAGGCUGCUGCUAUCGAAUACUCGGAUAAGGAGGGUAAGGGCGGUGAAGUGCAGUACUUCAAUCCCCUUUUCUCUCUUCUCCUUUUAUUUCAUCACUCUCUUCGUUCCUUUCUUCUUCUCCAAAGUUUUCAAUUUUCACACUUUUCGAGUAAGAACAUCUUUUCAAUGGCGUCCCAAAUUACCCGUGAGUGGUCUGGAAUCAAUACAUUCGCACCUGCUACCCAGACUAAGUUGCUUGAACUCUUGGGAAAACUUAAACAAGAGAAUGUGAACUCCUUAACUAUACUUGUGAUGGGAAAAGGUGGUGUUGGAAAAUCUUCAACUGUGAACUCCAUCAUUGGGGAUAGAGUGGUUUCGAUUAAUCCUUUCCAGUCGGAAGGGCCAAGACCCGUGAUUGUGUCGCGAUCAAGGGCUGGUUUUACAUUGAACAUCAUUGACACUCCUGGUCUCAUUGAAGGGGGAUACAUCAAUGAUAUGGCACUUGAUAUAAUAAAACGUUUCCUUCUGAACAAGACCAUAGAUGUACUGCUUUAUGUGGAUCGCUUGGAUGUGUAUAGAGUGGACAACUUGGAUAAGGUAGUCGCCAAAGCUAUAACAGAUAGUUUUGGAAAAGGAAUAUGGAGCAAGACUAUUCUAGCACUCACACAUGCCCAGUUCUCUCCACCAGAUGGAUUGCCUUAUGAUGAAUUCUUUUCACAAAGAUCUGAGUCUCUCUUGAAGGUUCUUAGGUCAGGUGCCAGGAUAAAGAAGGAAGCCUUUCAGGCUGCUUCCAUUCCUGUUGUUUUGGUCGAGAACAGUGGGAGAUGCAACAAAAAUGACAGUGAUGAAAAGGUUCUUCCAAAUGGGACUGCUUGGAUUCCUAAUCUAGUCCAAACAAUCACAGAUAUUGCAUUGAACCAAAGUGAGUCUAUUCACGUUGACAAGAAUUUGAUUGAAGGGCCAAAUCCGAAUCAGAGAGGAAAAUUAUGGACUCCUCUUGUGUUUGCUAUCCAAUACUUCCUUAUCAUGAAGCCAAUAAAAGGACUGAUCGAGAAGGACAUUGCAAAUGAGAGAAAGCCAACAUGGGAGAGACGUGAUGCCGCUUUCCGGAAGAGAGAUUUAUAUUAGCUGUGCACUUCUGUGCCCAUGAAAUUCCAUGGAUGCUUAGCUUCCUUUGCUAGCACAUUCGUUUACUUUUGUCUGUUCUACGAAUGAACUUGGAUGGUUUUUCUUAUACUGUAAUUGCUGGUAGUCUGCGGCAUAGGAAUUUGUUUGUGACUGAGAGGAUUGCCUUGUAUGCUGGUAAGUUGUUGGCUUUUGCAUGAUUCAGUUUGUUAAUGUUAGUCUUUAAAUGUCUUGUAAACAUAGCUCUAGAUUUGGCUACCAUCGUUAAUAGCUUGAUAUCCUGUAAAACUAGCCCGAAGUAUUUAAUGUUCUAUAGAAUUGGUUUUAAUAAAUUUAUGUUGAGUUAUUUAUUGAUUA